Messenger RNA from Menidia menidia (Atlantic silverside), 839 nucleotides. Lineage: Eukaryota; Metazoa; Chordata; Actinopteri; Atheriniformes; Atherinopsidae. The record is from the annotation of a GenBank genome assembly.
AUGUUCUUGGAGGUCUGGAUGUACUUGUCCAGCAGAUGUGCCAGCACCUCCACAUUCUGGAGUUUGGGAGAGAAGAAGGCUUUGGCCUCCCGUUUAAACUCCAGGAUCAGAGGACAGACGCUCCGCGCAGCUGUGAUGACCGCCUGGACGUAGUCGAGGCCGAUCUCCUGGGGCAGGAUCAGCAGCUGGUUCUUGGUGAACACGUGGAGAGACGUGACGGCCAGCGUCUCCGCCGCAUCCAGGAAGCAGUCCAGCUCCUCCAGACCUUUCAGCGUUUUAAAAGGGAGGCCAAAGCCUUCUUCUCUCCCAAACUCCAGAAUGUGGAGGUGCUGGCACAUCUGCUGGACAAGUACAUCCAGACCUCCAAGAACAUCUGCGAGAAGAUGGAUAAAAGCUGUUUGACCGACUUCAGCCUGAAGACCAGUGAACCUGCGGUGGAGAUCUGUGUGGACAUGAUGGACCCAAACUUCCGGAUGGUGUUCUUGUUUCAGGAGGAAUUGUAUCAAGGCUUCAUUCAAGAGUUCAGAGAGCGGCAGCCCCGGAUGCUGGAGUUCCUCGGCCAGCUGGAGGAGAGCGCAGUUCAGCUGGACAGGAUGAACAAAGGGGCGAAGAUCUCUAGCGUGGCCGGCAGCUCUGUGGGCGCCGUCGGGGGUGUGCUCUCCAUCGUCGGCCUGGCCCUCAUUCCAGUCACAGCUGGGGUGUCUCUGGCUCUGACCAUGACUGGGGUUGGGCUGGGGGUCACCAGCGGAGUCAACAGCCUGUUGGCAGACCUUUGCUCAGAGAAUCCUGAAUUCUCCUCCAUGAAUCCAUCCCAGAACGCAAGAGUGCGGCUCUGGCUC